Blepharisma stoltei is the source of this 1062-nucleotide messenger RNA. NCBI's taxonomy places the organism in Eukaryota, Ciliophora, Heterotrichea, Heterotrichida, Blepharismidae. The record is from the annotation of a GenBank genome assembly.
AUGGAAAGAGUGUACUUCAGUGACAAGCCAGAAACCUCCAACAAGAAAAAGGUUGUUUUGGGAGCUUUAGCUCUUGUAGCUAUUGUAGGAGUCGUCGCAACUGUAGCUCUUUAUUCAAGCAACUCAACAAACUAUGCCCUCAGACAAUAUGAAAUUGACGAACAAGAGUUUUUCGGAUUCAUUGCUAAAUACAACAAGGUCUAUGACAGCAUUGAUGAGUUCAACGCCCGCUUCAAAAUUUUCAGAGACAACAUUGCCUUCGCCAGAGUCCACAACACCCUUGGAAAAACCUACUGGCUCGGGAUAACUCAGUUCUCUGACCUCACCCACGAUGAAUUCAAGUCUCGUUACACCCCUAACGCAUAUGUCCCUAAUGAAGACGGUCCAGUUGCUGACUAUAACCCAGAUAUGGCUGCUCCAUCAAGCGUUGAUUGGAGAACCAAAGGUGCAGUUACCGCAGUCAAAAAUCAAGGACAAUGCGGCUCAUGCUGGUCUUUCUCAACCACAGGCGCUGUUGAAGGAACUUGGUUCUUAGCUGGCCACACCCUUGUGUCCCUCUCUGAACAAGAAUUAAUGGACUGUUCAACCUCUUAUGGCAACAAAGGAUGUGACGGUGGUUUGAUGACUAGCGCUUUUAAAUUUGUUGUGCAAAAAGGACUUACCACUGAAAGCAACUACCCUUACAAGGCUGAAAAUGGAGAAUGCAAUACUACCCUUGAAAAGAAUGUCGCAGCCAAAAUUUCAAGCUAUGCAAUUGUAGCUGCUAAGAAUUCAAAUGCCCUUAUGGCAGCAGUUGCUACUAAGCCAGUUUCUGUAGCUGUAGAAGCCGAUCAAGCUGCAUGGCAAAGCUAUGUUGGAGGAAUUGUAUCAAGCAAUUGCGGAACCGCCCUUGACCAUGGUGUACUUAUUGUUGGCUACGAUAACACUAACUCUCCACCAUACUGGAUUGUGAAGAACUCUUGGGGCCCAUCCUGGGGAGAGCAAGGAUACAUCAGAAUUGCCAUUAGUAAAGGAGAUGGAGUUUGCGGUAUCAAUAUGAAUCCAUCAUAUCCUAUUGCUUAA